Molecule: messenger RNA, 1791 nt
Organism: Zymoseptoria tritici IPO323
Lineage: Eukaryota; Fungi; Ascomycota; Dothideomycetes; Mycosphaerellales; Mycosphaerellaceae
Exons: 3
Coding region: 1-1791 (596 amino acids)
Source: RefSeq, a predicted model, not a curated record
AUGGGAGCUUCAGCGCUGAAGGGAUGCCACAUCGUGGUUCACGGCCAAGUCAGGUCCGACUGGCCAGUCCAGAAGAUCAAGCAGUGGGUCGAACAUCUCGGAGGAGUAGCAUCAUUCAAGUCCAAGAUCGCCGAAGAAACAACCCAUCUAGUCGUUCCUGAGAAGGAAUGGCGGAGUCGAGGCCCAUUCGUGCAGGAGGUGCUCGAAGCGACUGAGAAUGGCCACGACAUUCUCAUCGUCAGCUCCGAGUGGCUCGAAGAUUGUCUCAACAAUCGGGCAAAAAGAAGCGAGAGCCGCUACCUCUGGGCGAAUCUGGACAUGCGCUCCAUGAAGCUCAACGACCAACAAGCCAAGCAAUCAUCCAAGCAGGCGAAACAGCCCGGCAACAUCCAAGGAUUGAUGGCACAGACCUUCUUGCAGACUACAGAGGCUCACAUCACCGACAGUGACCGCAAGAAGAUCGCCCAGCAACAGGAAAAGGAAGCCCAGGCUCAAGAGGAAGCCGAUAAUGAGGCUCGUCUACAUUUCAAGGAUCAUCGUGAACGCAUGAGUAUUCCAGAACAGGCCGCCGUCUUCCGUAGAGGCGCGAAGAGAGCUCGGAACGAGAUUCUCUCCGACAAUCACCACAUUUAUGUCGACAACACCAACUUCACUUUCGACGUCACCGUCACCAAGGUCGAUCUUAAGCAGAACACGAAUGAGCGUUACGUCCUCACACUGCAGAUCUACGAGUCAAACAACGAGCCAUCCACAUAUGCCUUCAACUGCCAAUUCGCAGGCACGAAGAUUCUUCCUCAAAACGACAUCAUUGUUGCCAUUGGCGCCAACUUCCCUACGGUCUUCCGUGCAUUCAAGAAAGUCUUCCUCGAGAAGACCAAGAUCGAAUGGGACAACCGCAUGUCCCAGACAUGGGAUCGUGCACGUCAAGUGGCAGAUGGUAAAGCCGUCCCUCGCCCUGCAGAGGUUCGCUUCGAGGAUGCACCGUUUGUCUACCAUCCCCCGCUGUACGGUCCGAAAGGCGAGCUUCCUGCCGCGAAGCAAUCAGAGGUGGUCAACUUGGCCGACACUCCAGAACCGGAUCUUCGCAUGAGUGGUGCGAUCGGAGGGAGCCCCAGCUCCUCCAGCGGUUCAUCCCGUGGCAAGUUUCGGAAGCACCGUCCAAAAGUCAGCGACAUGGAGCUCGUGGCAAUCGAAGAGCCCGAGAACGAUCCACUGUCAUACCCGUUCGAAGGCAGCAGUGACAGCGCGCUCGACUUCGACCAAUCGCUAGGCUUGGCAGGGGAAGAUUUAGAGGCCAGCGAAGGAGGAUCUGAUGCUGUGGGUGGCCAAGAUAGCUCGCUCGGUGUUGGCUUCCUCGACGACCAGCAGCCCAAUCCAUACCGAUCGACGACCUACGACAACCCAUACCAGCCACUUGGCGCAACUAGCCAGGUGGAGUCUACCACGAACGCUGCUCCGGUCAACAGCUUCAAUCCUGGUUACGACCGAGUCAUCAACUCCACAAACGGCGGCGACGAAAAAUUCGACUUUGAAGAUUAUCUCAACAUGGACCAUGUCGAGACUCAGGCGACCCAGAACGCCAACUACACCCAAGCCGCAAACAUGGCUGGAGACAAUCUCAUGCAGAUGAUUCAACAGAACCCUGUCGCUACCUCCGCCAGCACCGUUCUUGGGAAGCGGAAAGACAGUGGGGGGAUGGAUCAAGGGGCCAAGCGAGCUAGGCUGGACGGCAACGUGUCUGGCGAGGCGUCUGAUGGCGCUUCUCAAGGCAAAAGCAUGCAACGUUAUUGA